Penicillium maclennaniae is the source of this 6051-nucleotide messenger RNA. It is a transcript of the gene gliP, whose product is annotated as nonribosomal peptide synthetase gliP. Gene Ontology annotation, biological process: amino acid activation for nonribosomal peptide biosynthetic process; secondary metabolite biosynthetic process. The record is from RefSeq and is a predicted model, not a curated record. The transcript is spliced from 3 exons. Gene Ontology annotation, molecular function: catalytic activity; phosphopantetheine binding. Gene Ontology annotation, cellular component: cytoplasm. Bases 1 to 6051 code for a protein of 2016 amino acids. NCBI's taxonomy places the organism in Eukaryota, Fungi, Ascomycota, Eurotiomycetes, Eurotiales, Aspergillaceae.
AUGGCACCGCACGCUACGGCCAAUUCGCCAACCUUCACGGAGAGAUCACCCCAGUCUCAGUCGAUAUGUGCUCUGAUCGAGACACACGCACGCGAGCAGCCACAUUCGAUUGCCGUCUCCCAAGAAGACAGAAGCCUGACCUACGAGCAACUCCACAAGGCCUCGUUGUUCCUAGCUGCUCUUUUCGAUACAAAUGGCGUCAAGGCAGAAGAUUCAAUUCCAAUCUUCCUUUCGAGAUCUUUAGAAAGUGUCGCAUCAAUACUGGCACUGAUGCGAUUGGGUGCCUGCUUUGUGCCUAUGGAUGCUAGCGCGUGGAGUCAGGCGAGAGUUGAUGUGGUUUUGGGAACUAUCGAGCCGAAGACUGUGGUAGCGUCUGACAGAAGUGAGCUGAACGCCGCUGGGCACCCGAUGAUUGACGCGGAUGACGUUCGCUCUGCAUUCAAAGACUCUAUGAGUGAGAAGGAAGUUCCGACAAUGAAUGGAGAGCUGGACACCCCUGGCGAUCCGGAACAUCCAGUGUACAUCAUUUUCACGUCCGGGACAACAGGGAAACCGAAAGGUGUUGUUAUUCCACGUCGAUGUGUUGAAAAUUAUGUAAUGCAAGGACGUGACCAAGGAAUGCCUUUCAACUUGGGAGUUGCUAGCGAGGAUAAAGUGCUGCUUUUAUUCUCUCUUGCUUUUGAUGCUGCAUGGGGUGUUUUCUUCAGUUGUCUUUGCCACGGGGGCCAUCUAGUUCUCUCAGAACCAGCAAGGGUCCUGGAGGAUGCGAAGGAUUGCACCAUUCUUCCAGCGACACCUUCGCUCCUCACCACAUUGGGAGAUCCUGCAGCCUAUGUGAGGGUCAAGAGUAUUUUUCUUGGAGGAGAGUCUCCGAGCCCCGCCUUGAUCGAGAGAUGGUCGACCCCCAAAAGACAGAUUUUCAAUUGCUAUGGACCAACUGAGACCACCAUUUGUGCCAGUAUGGCCAGGUUGCAACCUGGGAAACCCAUUACUUUGGGAGAUGCGAUGAAUAGUACCCGGAUGCUCAUUCUUGAUGAAAAUCUCAAAGAAUCUGACGAAGGGGAGAUCGGUAUCACUGGCCCCGGCCUGGCAUCGGGGUACUAUAAGAAUGAAGCACUGACUGCUGAGAGGUUUAUCACCUGGAAUGGCUGUCGUGUUUACCGAACACUUGACCGAGCUCGCAAAACACCAGAGGGCAUUGUAUUCUGCGGCCGAGAAGAUGGGAUGGUGAAGAAUCGAGGUUUCCUCAUUAAUAUCGAAAUGGACGUUCUCCCUAUCAUCACUUCAUACCCGGAAGUGCACUCGGCGGCUGCUUUGAUGCACGAGGGGAAACUCAUGGCUGCUGUCAUGCCAGAAGGUCUUGAUAUUACAGAGAUGCGAUUGCAGCUAUCAACAUCUCAUGAUGAGUUCGUCGUUCCUGAUCAAAUAGUCGCCCUCUCAGAACUUCCCCGCACGUCUAACGGGAAAGUUGAUUUGAAAAAAUUGCGAAAGACUUUCAAGACUAUGUUUGCCAAAACCGUUUCUAAAAAUCAAGGUGCUACUCGCUUGGAAAUUCUUCAGGAAGCGAUUGCCGACGCUUUGGGGCGUCCUGUUGCCUCAGUGAACACUCAUUGCAGCUUCUGGGAGCUUGGUGGAAACUCCCUUCUCGCUAUCAAGCUAUUGUCGAUCCUGAGCCAAAGUGGCUAUCGGGUCAGUUUUAAAGAAGUCUUUGCACCUAUAUCAUUGGCUCUUCUGUCUGAGCGACUGGAACCGGUUGGUAUCCCAGCCGUAGCACCAUUGGCGUGUUCAAUCGAAAUCGACCAGAGAGACUCCCUCAUUAAGUCACCAAUCACGGCAACACAACUGGGGAUGAUUCGAUCUUCCAUCAAGGAUUCAACAGCGAGCUACAUGCUGGUAACCAUUGGCCAUCCUUGGAGCUCUGAAGCAGGGCACAGUGACAAAGUUCGGGACGCAUGGAAAGCAGUCCUAGAGCAACAUACCAUAUUCAGAACAACCUUUGACGUAAUAGAAGGGAUACAGGAAGUCAGUCCAGAGUACCGUCAUGAUUGGGAAACCCGCUGCGUGACUAACGAAGACUUACCCGCUGCUCUCCGGGAUGAAUCUGACGAGUUGAUGAAACUCACGGGACAUAACAAAGAUAGCAAUGUGUUCCACCCCCUCAGCAUCUUUCGCCUCGUUGUUAACGAAAGCCAUACUGAUGCCAAUCUACUGUGGCUUGUUCAUCAUAGCCUUGUUGAUGGUUGGUCCAUGAGUUUGAUCGUCAAGCAAGUUCAAGCGCUUCUAGACGGCAAAACUUCGAUGUCCGAGCCGGCACAGUUCUGGCAAUUCUCGCAGAGUCUAUCGCAGCAGUCGCAAAUCACACGAGCCAAAGCAUUGGACUUCUGGAAGGAAGCUUUGUCCAAGGUCGCCGAUGCUGUGCCAUUGAGCCUUCCCAUACCAAAAGACCCAACGGACGAGCGGCAAUUCGGCAUCACUACUGUCAAUGUUGAACUUGCAGUGACUCAGAUUGAGCAGGUAUGUCGGAUUCAAAAUGUUACAUCGGCUACAAUGAUACAUGCUGCUUGGGCUCUUCUGCUACGAUCCUAUACAGCACAAGAACAGGUCACAUUCGGAACUAUUUUCUCGGGUCGCGACUUUCCCCUCCAGGGUAUCGACACUCUUGUGGGACCAACUCUAAACACAUGUCCUUUCCCAAUGAACCUUGUCGACUUCAAGAGCAAAAAAGUCUUCCUUUCCAGUGUGCAGCGCCUGCUCCUUGACAUCGGCUCGCAUCAAUGGUCAGCACAAGAAGCAUUGCAGUCUAUUAUGCCUGGAAGUCACUCUAGAGUUUACCAGACCACGCUAUUCCUAGAGUAUGACUUGCCAAUAUUCGAAGAUUCUACUUUGAAAUUUUCUCGUACCGACUUUCCCGAAUUUGGAUUAACCGUCAUCAUCCGGCGGGAGGGAUAUCAACUCACCUUCCAGGGGUUGUUUGACCAGACAAUGUAUACGAGACCGGUCGUUCAGCGCAUGAUGACACAUUUUCGAAACAUAUUCAUCGCCUUGCUUGAUCCGCAAUGUCAGACAAUAUCUCAGGUGCGCGGGCGAAUGUUGGAGCCAAUCGAGGUUCUCUCCCUGACUACGAAUUCGCCUACUCUGAUGAAGCCCUACACGGGACCAUCCAAUCUCAAGGAUAGCUUUGAGGCAGGUGUUGAUCAGUGGCCAGAUGCCGUGGCUAUUGAGUCCAAAUCCUGUUCUAUCACGUAUCGGGAGCUCGAUCAGCUGGCAAAUCAUGUCGCCAAGACCAUUGCAGACCGUUUGUGUCCCGGCGAUGCCGUUGGAAUUAUCAGUGAUCGUAGCAUAGAAUGGCUCAUUUCCGUCAUUGCUGUGAUCAAAGCCGGGGCUAUUUAUGUUCCACUUGAUAAAAAGUUACCUGUUGAGCGAAUGCGCAUCAUGAUACACACCGCUCAAGUGAAGCUUUGCGUCUUUCCUAAUGAAGACUGCCAUUCCGAAUUUCAAGACAUUUCCAAGGAAGACGUUCUUUUGCAACGGAUGUUGCAAAAGAAUGAAUCGAAAAUGGUUUCCCGGCUAAAGACAAUAACAGUGGGAGAAGAUAUUGCAUACAUCACCUUCACUUCCGGAUCUACAGGCGUUCCCAAAGGUGUUCGAAUCCCCCAUCAAGCAGUGGUCUCUUAUUUGGCCUAUGGACCUGCUCGCAUGGAUGCUCGCCCAGGUCGACGUCAUUCACAAAUGUUCUCACCCGGUUUCGAUGUCAGCCAAGCCGAGAUAUUUGGAACACUCUUUCACGCGACCAUGAUCACGCCGUCUUUCCUGUCAGUAUUGGAUCCAUCUGAUCUACCAAACAUCGACACUAUUCUUUUCGCCGGCGAGGCGGUUCCACAGAUUCUUGCAGACCGCUGGGCGGGCACAAGAACUGUGUACAACUCCUACGGCCCAUGCGAGUGCACGAUUGGGUGCUUAUUCCAGCCUCUCGAUCCGCACAAGGAGGUCACUCUGGGGCGAACGAUUCCCCGCGUUGGAGUCUAUUUACUUGACUCUCAGAAACGCCCAGUCCCCAUUGGCGUGCCUGGGGAAAUUUGCCUAAGUGGUAUCCAAAUUGCUAAUGGGUAUAUUGGCGCUGGAAUGGAAUCGGUUUCGAGGACGCGCUUCAUUCCAGACCCUUUUGUGCCCGGAUAUCGCAUGUAUCGCACUGGGGAUUGCGCAGUCUGGACAGAGGAUAUGGAACCCAAGUUCUUGGGACGAUAUGAUAAUCAAGUCAAAAUAAGAGGCUACCGGGUCGAACUGAAUGAAGUUGAAAAUGCCAUUCGCUCGGUCUGUCCCAAUGUUCGUCGGGCGGCGGCUCUUGUGAGUAACGACAACAUUCUUGCCUUUGUUGAGCCUGAAGAUGUCGAUAUCGAUGGACUUCAGAAUGCCCUGCAAGCCAAGCUUCCCAGAUAUGCGUGCCCUUCGAACAUAAUGGCAUUUGCAACUCUGCCUACGAUGCCAAAUCAGAAGCUCGAUCGCAAAGCACUGCAAUCAUAUCUAGAUGUGACAAAAAAACAGAACCAGACUAGAUUGACCCCGCUCCAAUCUCUGGUUGCUCAGGUUUGGCGCGAGGCGAUCGGCCUUCCAGAGACCGUCGAGAUUGGCGAAACGACGGACUUUUUGGCACUCGGAGGCAAUUCCCUUUCACAGAUCAAGGCUGCUCAAGCUGCAAGUCGACGAUUAAACAAGAAAUUACCCAUGGGUCUUUUCAUCUGGAACACCAUUCUGUCAGCUUUGUGCGAGGAGAUAGCUGGCCAUCUGCCCGAUGAAAGCGGGCUGUCUGAUCACUUGUCUUUCGCUUCAUCCUGGAAAACUGUCAAGCCACCUUAUACAAAUGUAUAUGACAUCGAGAAAGAGGCUUUCCAACUAUCAGUCUCAUCUCCCACGCCCCAUGCGUUCAAUGUGGCCUGUCAUCUGCGACUGAAAGGAGACCUCAAUCUGAAGGUAUUCGAGAGAGCAAUUGCACGAGUCACUUCAUGCGAGCCGGUCCUCAAAACUUGUUUCAGGGUCGAUGAUGGCCAGCUCCUACGAAAUCAAUCUGAUGUGCCAUGUGAGUUGAGAGUGGAGAAGCUGUCCGAGCCCUCAGUCAACAUUUUUGCCAAUCGGCCGUUUGAUCUGUCGUCCGGUCCAUUGACUCGAAUUAUGAUAAAUGAUAACAUUUCAUGGCUCGACCUCGUUAUUGUGCAACAUCAUGCGAUUACGGACAAGGCCGCAAUGAGACAACUUCUUCAAAAGGUGCAAAAAGAGUAUCUUCGUGUUCUGGAAGGUGGCUCUGAGACAACAAAGAUUGCGCCAGCUCAAGUCCCAGAUUACACCAUUUGGGCUCAAUGGCAGAGACUUAACCAGCCAUCGCUGGUUACGCAGAACGAACAUGCCGAAUACUGGCGAGCACAGUUACUCGAUUUGCCCACUCCUCCAUUCCAACCGCUUGGGCAAGUCCCCAGAGCAUAUGUCGGGCACUCGCAAUCUAUUUUACUGGACAUACCUCCAGCUUGUACUGGAUCCAUGGAGUUUUACGUAGCUCUCGUUGGAAAGACACUUGCAAAAGUUCAAAAGUCCCAAGAUGUCAUCAUCGGUAUACCGCACAUUGAUCGCACCGAGCCUGGUACCGAAGACCUCCUUGGAUGUUUCCUCGACCGCCUACCAGUGCGCGUGAAGAUUCUUUCCGAAGACUUGGACGACUUUGAAGGUCUGAUCAAAACGGCACAAACGUCAAUUAAAAACUCUCUGAAGCACUCCAUUUCUCUCAAAGAUAUCCGGAAAAUCGUCGGACAAGAAGAGAUCUUCCAAGUGAUGGUGGUGUACAACAGAAAAGAAGAUUCCAUCGAAAACAGCAUCACACUUCCCAACAUCGAAAUUGAGCCUGGGCAUGUGAAAACAACAGGUGCGAAGUUCCCGCUAUUGAUUGAAUUCACAGAAGAAGAGGGAUACACAACGUGUGAUUUUGAGUACAUGGAAGACAUAGUCCCAUCGGAGACUGUUUCUGUCAUUGCGCAGAAAAUGCGGGAGAUUCUGUCUGCUGUGUAA